Messenger RNA from Momordica charantia (bitter melon), 733 nucleotides. RefSeq lists its product as uncharacterized. The record is from RefSeq and is a predicted model, not a curated record. NCBI's taxonomy places the organism in Eukaryota, Viridiplantae, Streptophyta, Magnoliopsida, Cucurbitales, Cucurbitaceae.
CCUUUUUUAGUCCUCAUUCUUAAUUUUAAUUCUUCCCCAAAUUUCUAUAUAUUUCUUCCAUUUCUCUCUCCCACUUCCAUCACUUGUCGUUCAUCUUUCCUCUAAAGCAAUCAGAAAAAGGUUGCAGAGAAUCAGCGAUUCGUUCGCGAUGUUGAACAACGAGUACAAUUCAUCUCCAUUUUCCUUCACUCACAAGCUCAAAUCCUCCAUCCUCUGCUUCCGCGCCGACCAUGGCGAUUUGGGAGAUCACGAAGACGAAGCCUCUCUAAGGAGCCCUAGAUCGCCGCUCAAAUCCACGGCCAGCGAGCAUACUGAGCUCCGGGGAAUGUGCCGGAAUCUGGUGGCGAGGAUCGGCCGGAGCCGGCGGCGGUACCAUCACUCCGCGGAUUUCAGAUACGAUCCUUCUAGCUAUGCUCUUAAUUUCGAGGACGAACACGCUCGCUACGAUGACGACUUUCCGAUUAGGGAUUUCGCUUCGAGAUUGCCGGCGUCGCCGCAUUCUUCCCCGAUAUUUCAACCGGCGAAAUGAGGAGUGGCAAUUUGGCACUGCCGCCGCCUGCAAAUCUCAUACGAUUUUGAAGAGAUGGGAUUGGAAUCGUUGAUUGUAACUGUGAACUGUAACCUAUAAUUUGACAUGGUGUUCAACGAGCUACAUGUAUAAAUAUAUAAAGUUCGUAAAAUUUAUUCUUUCUAUAUAAAUAAAUUAAUAAACAAGUUCGCUGAUUAUCAUCUC